AGCGCCACCCAAAUUAUUUGAAAUACCAUCGCAUCAACGCAAACCACGGACUAUAUCCGUGCGUAAACCAAGGUGAAUAUCGGUAAAAUUCUACGAAGCUAGCCAAGACACUUAAUAUUAUCAUUAAUAGCUGGAAGCUGCAUGAGGCUGUCAUUAUGCAGGCAUUUGGGUGUCGAUCGCGAGCAUUUAUGAUGUUCGUUGAAAGGCCGCCAGCAACAUGCACUACCAAGGGCAGGAACCCACUGAUUUUACUUAAAUCAAAUUAAGUGCCAGACGUGCAGUUCAUCGAUAACAUCAAGCGCUUCCGAGAUCCAGAUUUUUGGAUGAUUUUUGUCAACUAAAAAUCAGCAGAUGAGCUGAUGAUGACAUCACAAAUACACUGCUUAUUCCAGUUCAACAGUUUGUGGAUUGAGCAAUCGGUGAAGUUGAGGAAAUAAGCCAAUGUGUUAUCUGUGCUCAUCAAAUCUAAUUGGGAACUACAUGUACUAUCGAUCAUGAGCUUGUCGAUGACGAGACAUUCGCUGGACGUCAUGGGUGCUGCGUGGUGUAUCUCGAAUGUUAUUUUUUACUGGACGUCCUUGUGCGUAAUUCUUUGCACAUGUCGUGUUAGUGCUGUGCAGCACUGUUUGAAGAACUCUACAGAUGGGAACAGAAAUUGCACAUUAAACGGUACCUGCACAGGCUUCCCGAAACUACCCACAUUCCCAGAUGUGAGGCUGUGGCCUAUAAACACCACACGAUUAAUUGAGCUGGUCGAACCCUGCUUACCGGAUAUUAUCACGACCACGGAGCAGCCUUCGACGGCAGAAUCCACUACCGGUACGUCAUCAGUCACAGGUACUGACAUUACUACCGAUUCUAAUACAGUCAAAGUUACUGAGCAGCCUGCAGCCUCUGUAGAGACAACGGUGAGCUCAUCACCCCUCACAGAUACUGGCAAAACUGCCAGUUCUGUCACAGAUACUGGCAAAACUGCCAGUUCUGUCACAGGUACUGAUACUGGCAAAACUGCCAGUUCUGUCCCAGAUACAGAUACUGGCAAAACUGCCAGUUCUGUCACAGAUACUGAUACUGGCACAGAUGAUACUGACACAUUGCCGUCAACAACUCCCACUUCUAAACCCAAUCCUAAAACCACUCCUAAACCUACUCCUAAACCUGGACCAAAUGCUUUGCUCAUUGUGGGUAUUGUGGUCGGUUGUAUACUUGCAAUCCUGGCAAUAUUAGCUGGUGGAUAUUACUUUGUCAGAAAGAAGAACGAAACCUGCAAAGUCCACAGUGAAUCCGAUCUAGACGACAAGCAGGCCGACGGCAACUCUUUGAAGCCCGCCGCUCAGGGUCCGGAUUCUACAGACAAAGGUAUUGACGCUAGCCCUGCACCUCCUAGUGGUGGAGGGGUGAUCAUCACACCACAUGAACCUGACCCAAAAGGUCCCGAUGCUAAAGACAAAAAGAUUGACUCUAGUCCUAAACCUGCUACUGGUGGAUGGGUGAUCAGCACACCACAUGUACCGGACCCGUUAGAGAGUGACGAGUCCAGAAACAGAACAUUCUCCACUGGUUCCCGGGUGGGAGACACAUCAAUAUUGAUGCCGGCAGACUCCGCGGGUACCAGUCAAGCCGAACCCAAGAAGAAAAAGGAGAAGAAAAAGAAGAAGAAAGAGAAGAAAGAGAAGAAAGAGAAGAGAGUGAAGACAGGAACGAAGGACAUUGAGCUGCCUCCUGUACAACCCAAGGAGCAAGCCAAUGACCAGGUGAAAACGGCCGACGAAGUCGUAUAGUCGAGCUGGAUUUUUUUUUCUAGAUAUAAAAAAACAUACAUGCCUUGUUUGAGUAAUUUAUCGGAACUUGUCUAAAUUUAUAAUGUGCUGUUAAUGCUAUUUGCAAGUUUCUCCCUUAAAAAAAUUGUAAUUUGUUUUUAGCAAAUCUGUUUUUAAAAGCGUAAAAGAAUACGAAAGUUUUUUUCCCCCAGAGGAUUGGGGCCGGGGAUACCCAGCAUUAAAAUAAAACACAAAAGUUGAAAAUUAGGUUGUUGAUAGCAUGGAUCAAUUUCAGUAGUUCUUUUUUUUUUCAGAUGAGUGGAAGAACAUGCUCUUUUAAGACAUACUUCAUUGGUGUAUCAAAUUUGAUCGCUUUUUAAGAAAACAAAAUCAUUAAUCCAGGUCACUUUUUUUUUAACUCACCCUGUAGAUUACAAUCGCAAUCCAGGAUGCCAUAUAAUUUGGCCGCAAUUUUCAAAAAUAUGCCCGCGAUUUCAAACUGUGUCUCUGCUGUUUGUAUAUUAUCUCCUAUUCUAUAUACACAGCUGCGGUAUGACUUAGUUUUUCCACAUCAGUGUGAAAAAUAAAAUCGAACUGCAGUAUUUUUUUUUUCUUGGUCGUAUCCCUGACAAAUGUGCAUUAGUCGGAAAGGAUUUCAACACUGGUGAACAUUUUUCGAAGAAUUUUCUGUGAACAGAAUUUUCUGAAGAACAGUCUGUGAUUGGUUCGAGGAAUUCGCAAAAAUUUGUUGUCAUCAUAAUCUGACCGCAAUGUUUUUAUCCCUCGUUUGCCUUCUGUGUUAUAUCCUCCGUUUUUGAAAAAAAAUAAAAAAUUCCCAGAAACAGGCAUGCAACUGGGAAUUUUGAAGAAACGAAGAAACUCCACACCACACAAGACUUUGUACAGUGUUUUUCAAUUUGUAAUGGCAUUCAUGAGGAGUAACAAAACAAGGAAAUCGGCGGAUCCGAGGAAAAGUUGCACGCCUGCAGAAAAGAUCAACCGCCACAGGUUAAAUAUACAUAAAACGGUUCCGAGGGCUUAUUUCAUAGCAAAGUUACAAUUUCUUGAUAAGGACCAACAUGUUAAUCAAAUUAGCUUUUGCCUUUCAUCGACGUAUAAACACUGCAUACUCAGUGUGUUACCUCCCCAAGUUGGAAAAAAAUCACUCGGGUGGGACUCGAACCCACAACCUCCUGCUUUCUAGUGCAGAUGUCUUACCGCUAAAAUAAGAAAUAAAAAAAGUUCCAUCUUAUGGAUGGUUUAUGCGAUACCCGCUGCUAUAUGUAAAUCAGAUUCGAACCAGCCAACCGAUCCCGUUCGCUUGGUGGUCGAGUGGUAAGACAUCUGCACUAGAAAGCAGGAGGU
Patiria miniata (bat star) is the source of this 3125-nucleotide messenger RNA. RefSeq names its product mucin-2-like. Bases 495 to 1781 code for a protein of 428 amino acids. Lineage: Eukaryota; Metazoa; Echinodermata; Asteroidea; Valvatida; Asterinidae. The transcript is spliced from 11 exons. The record is from RefSeq and is a predicted model, not a curated record.